AUGGAGGGAAAUUCUUCAAGAGGGAAAAAGGCCAUGCAAGAGAAGGAAGGUAGCAACAACAAAGGGAAGGAGGAAGUGAAAUACCGCGGCGUUCGAAGGCGGCCGUGGGGGAAAUUCGCGGCGGAGAUACGUGAUCCGGCGAGGCCGAGCUCCCGGCAGUGGCUCGGGACGUUCGACACGGCGGAGGAGGCAGCUAGGGCUUACGAUAGGGCUGCAUUUAACCUAAGAGGACAUCUUGCUACUUUGAAUUUCCCUAAUGAGUAUUAUAAUCAGCUUCAAUAUCCUCCUUUAUAUUAUCGUAACUCAUUUUCUUCACCAACAAAUGUUGCUUCAAAUCCAAGAGGAAGUUUAGAGAAUGGAAAUUCAUCAUCAUCAACUGGGAAAGCUAAAGAAAUUAUUGAGCUUGAGUGUCUUGAUAAUAGUGUUCUAGAGGAGCUUCUUGGUGCAGAAGACUCAAAAAUGAAGAGAAAGUAA
Messenger RNA from Nicotiana attenuata, 474 nucleotides. Its product is annotated as ethylene-responsive transcription factor ERF098-like. Gene Ontology annotation, molecular function: DNA binding; DNA-binding transcription factor activity. The record is from RefSeq and is a predicted model, not a curated record. Gene Ontology annotation, biological process: ethylene-activated signaling pathway; regulation of DNA-templated transcription. The transcript has a single exon. Bases 1 to 474 code for a protein of 157 amino acids. NCBI's taxonomy places the organism in Eukaryota, Viridiplantae, Streptophyta, Magnoliopsida, Solanales, Solanaceae.